AGGGCUGGGAGGGGGCUUAUUGCCACCGUCAGAUGGGGGCAGAGCUUUUCUUGAGGCUGCUGCUUGCGUGGCUUUCCCUCCCUGGGAGUUCUUUUUGUCCUUGCUCCCCCUCCGGGCCAAUGGUCUCGUCCAGCCCCAAUGUGUAGCUGCCUGGAGGAGCAGAGGCUCUCUCAGUCUCCUUGGGACACAGAGCAGAGUGGAGCCUUGCUGCAUGGCUUGAGGUAGAAGAUGGCUAUGGCAGAAGCCAUCUCUUCUGUCUAAGGAAGUGAAGAGCCCACUGAAGAAUCUUGAAGAUCUGUGCAUUUCAAAGGUACUAGAGUUUUUACAGAAGGCUAGAGGAAAUAUCUUAUAUACACUCUGUGAUUGGAUUUCACUUUGAAAAUGCUUGAGAGUGAAGAGUUUGGAGCCAGAUGGGAGUUGGUGCUGCUUUCUUCUUGGAAAAUGUGCUGAAUCAGAAACUGUGCCUAAUAUGGCUGAUUGUGACCUUUACCUCUACUGGAAUGGACCCCAAUGUAUGACUUUGUUACCAUGGUGAUGAUCCUAACUACAACUCUGGAAAACAAAGGUGCUGAUUCUCUGUCGUGCAGGACUGAGCUGCACACACCAAAGAAGAUGAGUCAAGGACCCACUCUCUUCUCUUGUGGAAUUAUGGAAAAUGACAGAUGGAGAGACCUCAGCAGGAAAUGUCCCCUUCAGAUCGAGCAGCCAGGCACCAACAUUUGGGACUGUUUGCCUGACAAAAGCAAAGAAAGCUGUAUAUGGCAGAGAGAGACAGCUACCACAUGCUCAGUGACCAACUUGAUCAAAGAUCUCAGUCUCAGCGACCACAGUGGAAACCCCUCUGCACCUCCCAGCAAACGUCAGUGUCGGUCACUGUCUUUUUCUGAUGAGAUGUCUAGCUGCAGGGCUUCAUGGAGGCCUAUAGGAUCAAAGGUCUGGACUCCUGUAGAAAAGAGGCGGUGUUAUAGCGGGGGAAGUGUCCAGCGCUACUCCAAUGGAUUCACAACCAUGCAAAGGAGUUCAAGCUUUAGCCUUCCUUCCAGGUCAAACCCUCUUUUCUCAUCUUGUGACCAGUCGGGAUUCAGCAACAGAUUUGGAUGUCAGCCAUGCCAGGGAAUGAGACAGUCGGCCACUUAUGGACAAGCAAGCGAUAUCUGGGGCAGUGAUCACAGUUCCAUAGAAAGUGGCAGGACUGACAUCCAGCGAUCGCUCUCCUGUUCCCACGAUCAGAUUUCCUUUUCGGAAUAUUGUCUGCCCUCAGCAAACAGCACACCUGCCUCAACCCCAGAGUUGACAAGGCGUUCCAAUGGGCUUUCCAGGAGCCGUUCUCAGCCAUGUGUCCUUAAUGAUAAGAAAGUGGGGGUUAAACGACGGCGACCUGAAGAGGUAAAGGAACAGAGACCUUCCCUGGACCUUGCCAAGAUGACCCAGAAUUGUCAAACUUUCAACAGCCUUAGCUGCCUUAGCACCACAACUGAUGACUGCUCUCAGCAAAAUCAGUUUUCACCUAGCCUCAGCAGCACGAAGGGAUGGAUAACAACUUUGGACAUCAUGCCAGGCAGGACACCAGCCUGCACCCCUGUGCCAGAGCCACAUUCACAUGCAGAAGAAUGUAAAACUCGCAAAGAGGAGGAGUUCUCCUAUGAGGAGUCGGAGUUUUGUCCCACAGAAGAUGAAAGUAGCAGGAAGGAAGAAGAAAACCCCUCAUGGAGGAACAGUGGGGCAGGAGGGGAUAAUGUCUUUCAACUGGAUGGUGAAUUAGAUAUUGAGCAAAUAGAAAACAACUGAAAAUGCAAAAGGGAUAUGCCUGUCUGCAUCAAGGCUUUCAGGAGUGGUAAAAAUCCCACAGAUGUUUCAUGCAGAUGGAGGAGAGAUUCCACAUCCUCCUUCUCCUUGGCAGGUGGGAGGGAACAAGGAAGCUUUGCCAAAAUUUCAUCAGGUAUCUUGUUAAACCUUGAAACUCUUUAGAACUACUGUAGCCCAUGAGGUUUUGUAAAGAAGCUUUAGAGAAAACCUCCAAAUUAACAUCAGCACAUUAAAAAAAAGCUUUGUGGAUGUAUCAAAAACUUGAAAUGGUCAUACUUUAGAAUAAUGCCAAUUUUUUUUUUAAGAUGUGCUUGAAAUAGGGCUUAAGUGAAAAAGAAAGGAAAGACCAGGAAGUCUGUUGCUGGUCUUCAUUCACAAAGUAGGUAGCAUGCCGUCUAGAGAGGCAGCUGGUCCAUCCUCUGUCUGAUGGCAAUCCUAAUCCACUCACUUUUGGAAAGAGUGGACUAUAUUUUGUUGUUGUUGUUGUUGUUAAUGUUGUUGUUGUUGGCUGAUUUUGAGUCUAAACUGCACCUCAGCAAUCCUUAUCAAAGGGGGAGAAAGGUGGAGCUUAGUGUUUUUCUUUGAAUUCAUAUUCCAUUGGAAUAACUUUCAGAUUGCGUAUCUGAUUUCUCACAAAUCAUACUUCUAGUCCUUUGCUACCAAAAUCAAGCUUCUCAGAUGCAGCGUAGAUUGUUCUGGUCUGCAACCUCCAUUUAUAAAAUCAUUAUUAUUUCUGUGAUCAUCAAUAAUGCCAUGAAAAGAAGCACAAUAUGUUUUCCCUGAUCCAGCCAAAGACCUGUGACUACAUGCAGGAUUCCAUGCUUGAAGCUGAAUCAGAUGUAAAUGUGCUUUUUGGAUGCAUAUUUUCCUCAGUGCUUACCUGGUCCAGUUUGGAUAGACUGGAUAUAUAUUUUUGUGGCAGACAAGGAUGCAUAAUCCUGUUUCACUGCCAGUAGUUCUCCUGUGUAAUUUACAUGCAGCUAAACCUGGAGUGACACCAUUGUCUUGUGAAGAGAAUCAGCCAAAAUAUUUGUGCAUGCAGAAAUUUAAAUGAAUUGCAUAAAUAACUUAGGCAAAACUGGCAUUUGGGUGACAUAGUGUGAGGCAGAGUAUAUAUGGAUAUUUUGAGAUUAGUGCUUGGUAACAAAAAGAAAUCUAAUACUUUUGCCUCAUCCCCAUCCCACCAAAGUGAUUAACUGCAUUUUGUAUACCUGGUUUCCACAAUCACAGUUGGCAUCUAAGAGGGAUGGUCAGCAGAAAAAAAAACUGAAGUAGCACCUUGUUUUUGCUCAUUCACAGUUCCAAGGACCACAAAGAAACAACAAUAAUAUAUUACACUUCAGAUGUAUUAUUGAUGCUAUACUCCAUAAUCACCACUUGCAGAAUGUAGAAAUACAUGAUGUCCUAAAAGCAAAAAAAGCAAUAAGUUGUAUUUCUCCAUAUAGAGACCUGCAAAUUCAGUAAGUGAAUGAAAUCUAUUUUUGCAGGUAUCUACAAAAGAGAAAGGAACAGAGAUUAGAGUUUCACCUCCCAACUACUGGAGAUUCCACUCAGCGCCCCCCCCCCCCCCCCGGCCAUCCUCUUUUGCAUUUCCUCUUUAGCAGUCAAACUGGUUUACUUUUAUUUCCAAGUGUCAAAAUAUGGAUCAGACUAGAGUUGCAAGCCAUAAUCAAGCUGUACUUUGUCGUUAUGAUUGGGCUGGUUUGCAGGUUUUUAUGGAAGAGAAAAUCUGUGUUUUCUGCAGAAAUGACUUUAUGAAAUUGGAGCAGAGGAAGGGAGCAAAGAGUUCUAAGGCCUGAGACUUGAUAUUAUUUAUAAACUGAGCCAUUAUGGCAUUUCAUUUACAAUCACAGGAUCGUAACUUUAAGCAAGUUUGCAAGCUGUACUUAUCUUAAGCAGCUUAACAUGUAAAUGAUUACAAAUAAUGCAAGGAAAGGCUCUAACUUUUAUUUGGCCACUCUUAACUGUGUAAAAUAACACAACAUCUGGCAUCCUGUUCAGUAAUUACAGUGUUGUAAUUAUGGCAUCAUAAUUAUUCCAGUUCAUGUUCAUAGUCAUUGCACAACCUUUGAUGUCUUACAGCCAUCUUAGUGUAGCCAUUUCCAGGGUGCUAGAGAGCGGGGCAGUGAGUAAUGGCAUUUGCAUUUCUUUUCUGGUCAUUGGGCAUGGUGAGAUAAAACAACUGGGACAAGAUGCCAACAGGACUCUAGAAGGAUUUCUAUAACUGUCUGUCCCAGUGUGUUCCACAGUUGGAAGUGGGCUGGUUACAUCUCACCACCCUGCUUUCUGGUGCUUCCAAAAAAGGUGUAUUGUGGGGGACAUGUGAAGCUUCAACGUUAUGAUUUUUCAGGGUAGCAUUGAGAGACAAGGUAGCUAUGUUUCUGUAGCUGUAUCUCCAUAGCUAUGUCUCCCAUGGAGGAUCUUGGACAACGUUUCUCAUUAGAUUGGUGGCAUAUGGAAUCUCUCAUAUUCCUAUGUGGUUUUCUUCUGCACCAGGAGAUAUAGGGAUGCAUCUCAGAAGGCCAACUCAGUGCUUAAAGCUGGAGUGGGGAACCAACAUACAGCCCUCAAGAUUACAUGAGAUUUCAACUCCCCUCAGCCAUAGCCACCAUAGCCAAUGGCCAUACAUUCCCCAUGCCUGAUUUAGACAAACAAGCAAUAAAUAUAUAGUGCCACUCAGGAUUCUUCUUGUUUUUGUUGUUAUAUGGAACACAUGGGAUAUGUUUCUUGCUGUGAUGAGGCCGAUACAAAAUGCAGUUUGAGAUGCUAAUGUUCAGGCAGCUGCACUCCAGCAUUUCCUUCCUUCCUUCUCUCUCUCUUUCUCUCAUUAAUAGUGGUGAACAAUAAGCAUAUACACUUUAGCACACAUAACUCAGUUAAAUAAGCUGUUCACUUACUACAUGGAAGUUUGUUUGUUUACUUACAAGUGGGUGGUUGGGAAACAAAAUAGAGAUGAUUUUUUAAAAACGACACCCUGUUUUUCUGCACUUUGUUUUCUACUGUGGUGUAUAUGCUUGUGGCAUCUAACACCCCAGUAGAUUCCAUCCAAGCUGUAGCUUUACAAAUGUCUAGUUCAACUGCACAGUUUUUGUUUGUUCUUUUACAUGUUGAUUUCUGCUAUUUCCUCCUUAGCUCAUACUCACAUAAUGUACAAGCCAAAAAUAUUAUAAUGAAAUAAUAAUAAUACAUUAGGGAGGAAUUGCUUUAAUUGUGAAUGUCCUGAGUUCUGCAUUUUGGUGCCACAAAGCAACACAUCUGCUGAAGACACCUGUAAACCUUGAUAUUUUCAUAGAGCUUUGUAUUCUUUCGGUGUUUGUUCUGUGAAUGUCAGGUUAACAUGAACUGCUGGUAGCUGGGAGCCUCCUUAAGCAUGAUUUGAGGCUGGCUCCCCCAAAUGAGCUAAAUUUCAGUUCAAUUGUGCCUGAAUUGGUUCUUUUUAGACUCAGUCUGAUAGCAUCAGGAAUAAGGCUUGGAAAGUAUCCCGCCUCCAUACCCCUUGUGAACCUUCUGGUUUCUCCCUUCCCCUUUACUCAGAGUCUACCAGCUGGUGGCAAUGAUGAAAUUGACCAGUUACACGUUAACAAUGGCAAUCUGAAUUUCUUGGUUUGAGUGCUCAGAUAUCAUGGGCAAAAAAAAUUACAGUGGCUAUUAAUUUAAACUGCAGGAUCCUGUGAACUAGCCUUAAAGUACCAAAAUGUGGACAGUAAAGUCUAUGAGAUUUACAGGUAUUGCCUGAACAUAGACUGGAUGUCCAGGAAUGUGCAAGGCACAGUUUCCUCCUGUGAGAAGUUGAUUAUGUGACAUUUUUUUAAAAUUCAAAAAUGGAGAGAAUUGUCUCUUUUGGAAAACCUCUGGGAGUAGCUGUUCAUUUUUAAGAGGUAGUCCCCCCCCCUGCAUUUUUUUAACAUCACAAAAUGCCAUUUUUCUCCAAAAACAAAAGAGGACUUAUGGAGUUGCAUGUUUGCUCAGAAUUUUGAGCAACCCAUGAAGUCUCCCCAAGGAACUCUGAGGACAAAAAUUGGCUCCUAGACUUGUGGUCAUUUCCUAGACUCGUGUUCAGUAUAUCAUUUCCAACCCCCAGUUUAAGGUUACACACAGGUUAUGUAGCAGAUCUUAUUUGACCCUUUCAUAUGCAGUGAAAGAACAUAUAUUUGAUACCUUUACAGGCUCUUCUGAAUCCUCAUACAGAAAUAAAGUGCAUUUUCCCUUCCUUUUCCCAACUAUUCCUUAAAAAUAACAGCAACACUGUCUAACUCUGUACCAUCAUUAUGUGGAAGUGCAUAAACUAUACUAUUAAGAUAGUUACAAAUAGUGGAUUGGAUUCAGACUAAGACUGAAAUCUUAUGUAUACUUAGCAUGGCAGUUACUGAAUUCAGAUGGGGCUUAUUUUUGAGUGAACAUGUAUAUGGUUAUGCUGGAUGUUAGCUUAAUUUAGGUCACACUGAAAUAAACAGGGUAAGCUGGUUGUGUUUUCAGUUCAAUGGAAAUUAAACUCAGCUAGUUUAGUAGGAUUCAACACAGUCUGUUUACCUUUCAUUUGUUGCAUGGCAAAACUUUCCCCAGCUUGGAUUGCUUAGAUUUCUCCAAAACGUUGUCUACUCUCUAGUAAAUCGACCUUUUCUUUAGCACAAUACAGUACUUUACAGUUGAAGUAACUAUUCCUAAUCUGAGGUACCCUUUCACACAACUCGUAUCAGUCUUUUCAGGCCUGAUUUGCAUAGAACUUGAUUUAUGGCAGCUCAGUUUGCCUUUAGUGCUACAGAGAUGGCAUUUUCCCUAUCUUGGACUUUGAAUUCAAAAGGGCUUUAAAACAAAAAGGGCUGCUACCUACAUCAAGCUAAAUUCACAGAGUAGGAAAGUGCCCCGAAAGGACCACUACCCAACUCUUCUAGCAGUAGAGUAGCAUUUACACAGCAGCAAACCCUCUUUGCCUUAGUAAAGAUGCUUCACUGAAUAAUGGCCUUACAGUGGACACAUCUGCAUAGACACAAUACUACGAUUCACCUAAGGUUAGGCCAAGGCGGUAUUUCAGUAGAUUGUACUGCUUUUGGUUUUCUAUGAAUUUAUGUACUGAACUGAGUUUUUUAAAAGCCUUACUUUUUUUAAAAAAAUAGAAAUAAAAUGUUGUGGAUUUAUGAGUGUGUGUGUGUGUGUGUGUGUGUGUGUGUGUGUGUGUCCCGUAUUCAGGGGACAUCCUCUUCAUUAUGACAUAGAAGAUAUAUUGCUCUCUUCAGAAAAUGCAAGAAGCUCAGCUGGAUUACAGAGAGCCCACAUCAACUGAACAGUGACUGGAUCCCUCUAAUAGGGAUCACUGGAUUCCUGUUGGAUUUAUCCAUUAUGAUGCAGAUCACUUGGUCUCCUUUCAGAUUCCUGCCAAGUUAAAAAGGCUGUUGCUGACAUUCUCUGUGGACAAAUACUUUUAUUUGCUAAGCAGUAAAAUCCAAACAACAGGGAGACAAGACCCAUGGCUUGUUUGGAGCAUGGAUCAAUCUGGACUGUGGACAUUUCAUGACAACAGCACUAAAUGUCAGCAAUCAAUUGGCCUUUCUAAGAAAAAGUUCAAAUGCAAGACAUCUGCAGGGUACUCCCUCUUUGUCUUAGCACUGGUGAACUUGCUUACAGGAAUUCUGUCAAGCAUCUGUAGUCAUAACUGCUCUUUGUAACAGUUCUCAUGAAGAGUUAAGAUAAUAUCAUCAGAAGGGAUAUAUUUCUGGGUUUGAUUGUAGUUUUUCAUAAGAUAGUCUAUCUUUGGCCAAUGACAUUGUGUUUCAAGUGCAUUUUGAGGUGAUCCUUAUUAAAUAGGACAGGAUGAUAUUUUUAGGUUUAUAGCUGUGUUUUCCAGCAUUCAUGUUUUCGAUGUUAAAGAACCAAUGAAUCAAAAGAUACUGAUUGGCCAAAAAGCCUUUGGGAAACCAUGAACUCUGGUAACAUUUAGUGUGUGGAUGUGGAUGUGUGCAUUUGCACAAGUGUGUGUGUGUGUGUGUUUCUCUCUGUGUCCCUGGUAAUUGCAAAGAUGCAAACAUAUUGACAAAGUCAGCUCUGUAGUUGGUGUUAAAUCUGUUCAAAAUUUGCUAUUACUGAAAACUGUUCCUUGACCUGAUUUUAAAAAAAAAAAAGACUGCUGAUUUGUACUCUCUCAAAUGACUUUAUUGCACUAUAGAGCAGCUCAGUCUCAGGAAUUUACUUGUUACUUUGACUGUGUAAAUAAAGCUUUCUGAUUCCAUAA
Sceloporus undulatus (fence lizard) is the source of this 8032-nucleotide messenger RNA. It is a transcript of the gene FAM53B, whose product is annotated as family with sequence similarity 53 member B. Lineage: Eukaryota; Metazoa; Chordata; Lepidosauria; Squamata; Phrynosomatidae. The transcript is spliced from 6 exons. Gene Ontology annotation, cellular component: nucleus. Gene Ontology annotation, biological process: positive regulation of canonical Wnt signaling pathway; protein import into nucleus. The record is from RefSeq and is a predicted model, not a curated record. The coding region runs from base 511 to 1788 and encodes 425 amino acids.